AAAAAAAAAAAAAAACUACUGACCUACAGUAGUACAUUGUACAAUUUCGAGUGUCUAGUACUCCGUAAUACAGUAAAAGUAGAACAAAGAUUCAAAGAGCAGAUUUCCUAAAAAAAACAAAAAAAGUCAAAGAGCAGAACAAAUAUCCUCUGUAAAUGAAAACAGAGGUUUAACCAAACAGAAUGAAAGUUUGAAGAUUGAUGAAGAAAUCAAAAAUGGAAGACAAUGAAAAAGAUGAAACCCAAAUACAUCUUCCUGAUGAUCUCAUCUUUCCAUGGCAGCCCAUCAAAUCCUUAGCUCAAUACAAGCUUCUUUCCAAAAAAUUGGUAUUUUUCUCUUUCUUCUCCCAAUUUCAUCCUUAAUUACACCAAUUUACCCUUUAAUUCUCACCCAAUUCCCCCAAUUAAAUCCAUGUUUAUCCAAUCUGGGAAUUCUUUUUACCUUUAUUCUUGUGAUAAUCUUGAUGAUAAUGUUGCUGAAGUUGCUAGAAAUACUGAAGAUUAUUUGAUUAAGUUGAAAGAUUAUGACUUUGAUGUUGGAAAUGAUGUGGUUAAUUUAGUGGGAUCAUGUAAUGGGUUGGUUUGUUUUGGUGAAAUUUAUGGUAAAUAUUUCAUUUUAUGGAACCCUAGUACUAAUCAAUCACAUAAAUAUUUCUCUGAAGAUUUGGACAUUUCUAGUUGUAAUUGGCCUCCUCACAUUCGUUGGGGAUUUGGGUAUGUUUCAUCGAUGGAUGAUUAUAAGGUUGUGAGAGUAAUUUAGUACCAAAUUGGAUUGCUUGUUGAUACAUUUGUUCAUGUGUUCUCAUUAAGAACUAACUUAUGGAAAAAGAUUGAAUUUGAUCUUGUUGAUUGCUCAUAUGUUUUAAUAGAACAGCCGAUGUUGGUUAAUGAGACAUUGUAUUGGACUGCCGGGAACAUGAAAAUUGUUCCCACAUUUGGCUGUGCUUUCGCCGUUGGGUGUUGUGUUAUGUGUUAUGGGAGGGUGCUUGUCUAUGUGUGUUUUUAGAUCUCAAAAUGAGUGGGUGAUAGACAUUUUGAGAGGUCCUGGAAGGGUGUAUUCUCUUCGUCUGAAUUGUGACUUGGGACAGUUUGAUGACUUGAUUGGAUACACAAUGAACAAUAAAGUGCUUGUAGCUUAUACUAGUCCUGAAACCCCAGGCUUGGUUGAUCUAAGCUUGGUUGGUCUAAGUUCAAGAGAAUCACUUGUGAAGUUUAGAUAUGAAGGGAGAACUCGAAUUGAGAGUUAUGAUAUGAGUCAAAGUUCUCCUCAUCCUUUUAAAGAGAUACCCAAUGCAACAGGUGGCAUGAAUUCUUUUUGGUAGAAGAUUGGUUGUAGCCGAUUUGAGAAACUCAACGAGUUAUGCUAUCUUUAUCCUUAGACAUGGAAGUUUAAACUGGUAUAAUAUCAACCUGUGUGAUUUUUUUUGGAUGAUCCAUGAAAAUUUUGUUGAUUCUUUGACUUGUAAUAUUUACAUAUAACUUUGAUGCCUCUUUGUUUUGGCUCAUGUAACUCAACGGUACUCUAUGAUUGCUAAGGGGAUAUAAUAACUGUUGAGGUAGAAUCCGUACUUAUGAUAUUAGGAUGUUUGAAUAUCUGUGGUAUUUCAUGUCUAUCCUUCUACGAUCUUAACUAGAUCAGAGCACCUAAUCUAGGCUGUUUGAAUUUAUGCCUGUGAGCUCAUAUUCUAAGCUUGCAAUUUACUCUUGCUUCCCUUAGUUUCAACCAAAAAAACAGUAUCAGUAUGACAUUUUCCUAGAAAGUUCACUAGGACAUUUAACUCCUCUUUAGCUAUGUGAGAUAAACUAGCAGUCAAGCAUUUAGAUUGUUUUGCAAUUAAAAUUGAAAUGGAAGACUUGGGUGGAUGAGAUGGAAGGGCAAAAGGAAUACCAUUUACUAAUAAAGGUGAUCAUGGGCUAAAAAUGUUGGCUCAAUUUGGGCCAAAGGUUAAGGUCGGCCGGGCAUGUUGGGCUACUUAUGAAUUUAUGAUUAUUGAUCAAGCCUACCAUUUAGAUUAUGGAUUAGGCUUUCCAACAUGCACCAUUCCACAUAUUGAGUAAUAAAAAUUAUUCACGUCUAGGGCAUGUUUACAUUUACCGAAUUGAACUGAACUGAUCGGAGCUGAAUUGAACUUAAUUGAGCUGAGCUGAAAUGAAUAUUUUAUAAGAGAAGAAAAUUAGGAGCUGAAUUGAAUUGAUUGGAGCUGAACUGCAACUAAGGUGAACAUGUCCUUACUAUCUCUAAUACGUCAUUUGUUUUUUAAUUGCUACAUCAUCUUCCCUUUUAAGGAAAUAAAUAUCUGUGUUCUUUAAUUUCUUGAUUUCUUUUAUUUAUUUUAUGUAUAUCUUUAAUAUAUUUUGUUUUAUUUCCAAACAUCUCACUUACUUUUCAAUAAAUUUGGUGGGUGAAAUAAAAGGUCAUAAAAACUAAUCGUUGUACUCCCUCCGUUCCUUAUAGUCUUUUAUGACCAAUUUUAAGUUCCAAAAUAAUAGUCCCAUUUGCUUUUUUGAAGUACCUUUAAUAUCAAAUUUUUUUUACUAAAAUUUCCUCUAAUUUGCAACGAUAUUUGUGCAAAUUUAAAUUUCUCAUAUAAAUUUUGUUUUUUCAUGUACUUUUAUUAUUUUCUCUCUACUUUUUUAUGCAUACCCAAUGUUAAUUACUUUUUAAUGUUACUUCGUACUACUUUUUUUACAUUUAUUAAUUUCAAUAAAAAAUAUUCAUAAAAAACUAUCAAUAAAUGACGGAGGGAGUAUUAAUUCUUGAACCUUUACAACAACACAUAAAUUAUUACCGGGAAAUAAAACUUUGACCUGUAAUAUCUUUUUUUCCGGAACAAAAUUUAUCACAGUUACAUUGAAAACAUAAAAAGAGGCAGUUUUGAGACCUCAUUCUUGAAACUAAACACAAACAGUGAGAGAAAUGGAAGAAAGCGAUAAGAACAAAAAGAAGAAAUCAAGAGAAGAUGUUCAAGAAAUACAACUUCUUGAUGAAAUCAUAACUCAACACAUUCUUACGCGCCUUCCUCCCAAACCGCUAAUCCGAUGUAAGCUAAUUUCAAAGCAAUGGAAUUUUAAUGUCAAUUUCUUCUUGGAUCAUAUCAAACAAUCUAUUUUUAGUGACCCUUUUACCCCAAUUGAAACUCUCUUUAUUCAAUCUGGGAAAACAUUUUACCUUUAUACAUGCAAUAAUCAUGAUAAUGAUGAGGUUCAGGUUGAAUAUGUUCGUACUAGUCAGUAUAAUUUGGUUGAAUUAAAUGCUAAUUUUCGUGUUGGUAGGAGGGAAAGUAUUGGAUUGGCAGGAUCAUGUAAUGGGUUGAUUUGUUUAGGUGAAAUGAAUGGAAAAUAUUUCAUUUUAUGGAACCCUGAAAUUAAUCAAUUUCAUAAAUAUUAUUUUGAAUUUUUGGAGCAAAAUUCUAGGGAUAUUUGUUGGGGGUUUGGUUAUGUAUCCUCUCUUGAUGACUAUAAGGUGGUUAGAAUCGCUCAGUUCCGGUUUCGAGCCAAGAUCGAUUCAGUUCAUGUGUUUUCAUUGAGGACUAAUACUUGGAGUAGGAUUGAAUUUGAUGUUGGUGAAUGUAGAUUAGUGGGUCGAUCAAGGUUGGUUAAUGAGACUUUGUAUUGGAAAAAGGAGGAUGAUAAUGGUAAUGGGGAUGUACAAAUUGUUUCCUUUGAUUUGGGUCUUGAGACAUUUGCUAUGCUCACUGAUUUGGCUGUUCGAGCACCCGAGAAUGCUACCUUAUCCUUAUGUGUCAUGGGAGGGUGCUUAUCUGUUUGCGUUCGCAACUCUCAUGAUAAUUUGGUGAUACACAUUGUGAAACGACCGGGAGUCGUGGUUAAGGGUUUUUAUUCUGAUGUGAGAGACACUGUGUUUGAUGAUUUGAUCGGCUUGACAGAGGCUGGCAAGAUAUUUGUUGUUUAUCCUCGUUGCUGGGUGCCAUGCUUGGUUGUUUCGAGUUCAAUGAAAUCAAUUGUGACAUUUGAAACUAAUGAAAACCUGGGGAGCACUUAUAUGGCGAGUUAUGUUCCGAGUCAAAUUUCACCUCUUCCUCCUGUGGAGUGUGGAGUUGCCCAAUGCUUUAGAACAGGAUUGCAGAAUGAUUUUGACAGAAGAUAGUUUGCCGCUGUGGCGGUGUAUGUGGAGAUGUGAAGCUCAAUGGCGCAACUGACCUCUGUUUUGAGCUAUGAAAGUCUGUUUACAACUUGUUCCAUCUAUAAUCAUGAUUUCAGUUUCAAAUAAUUUACUGCAUUCAGAAAUAAUAUUGAUAUGUACCUUAUUGGCAAUUAAUCCGUGGCGUAUGUGUAGACAUGGCAUUAACUCAGCCUUUGGCUUCUUCUUACCGACCUCAAUGAUCAUUGCAACCGGGUAGCAUAAAAAGAAAUAUUUGGGCAAAUGUUAAGAGAUAAUUUUAAACUUUUCCUUUGGAUUUGUUAAAUACCCAUAUCUUUUUAUUUAUAUUAUUCCCAUAUUAUUUGGGCAAAUUUUAAGAGCAUUCUAAGUGCUUUAAAUAAAAGUAAAAAUAUAGUUACUUGGUC
Messenger RNA from Chenopodium quinoa (quinoa), 4526 nucleotides. RefSeq names its product F-box/kelch-repeat protein At3g23880-like. The coding region runs from base 2917 to 4107 and encodes 396 amino acids. The transcript is spliced from 3 exons. Lineage: Eukaryota; Viridiplantae; Streptophyta; Magnoliopsida; Caryophyllales; Amaranthaceae. Gene Ontology annotation, molecular function: protein binding. The record is from RefSeq and is a predicted model, not a curated record.